Messenger RNA from Athalia rosae (coleseed sawfly), 2351 nucleotides. RefSeq names its product fez family zinc finger protein erm-like. NCBI's taxonomy places the organism in Eukaryota, Metazoa, Arthropoda, Insecta, Hymenoptera, Athaliidae. The transcript is spliced from 2 exons. The record is from RefSeq and is a predicted model, not a curated record. The coding region runs from base 661 to 1929 and encodes 422 amino acids. Gene Ontology annotation, biological process: regulation of transcription by RNA polymerase II. Gene Ontology annotation, cellular component: nucleus. Gene Ontology annotation, molecular function: RNA polymerase II cis-regulatory region sequence-specific DNA binding; DNA-binding transcription factor activity, RNA polymerase II-specific.
GGGAACCAGCCGCCCGCUUCUUUUCUCGGUCUAAAAACAUUGUAAUACCGGCUGGGCCAAAGCUGAACACCGAAGCCGACGCGGGUAUCACGCGACUGCGUCGCUUCGACGAUAUUCAAAUUUUUUAAAAACUUUUUUUUUUUUUUUGCUUUUAUUAUCCGCGACACGUUCCCUGGUGUUUUUUCAUUUUUAUAAUUUUCUCCGUAUCCCCUUGACGAUAUCUCGACGAGAAUUACCGCGCGCGUACACGUCGAGAUAUACUUCGAAGAAGGAUCUUACAGUUCUGAGUUCGUUGAAUUUUCGAAUUCGCUCGAUUGGCAGCAAAUUUUUGAACGAAAAAGAUUCAACGAAUGAAAAUCGAAAACUUGUGCAGUAUCAGUGUAGACGUAUAUCACAAACGAAAGAAAAAAAACUGUCAUCGAUCACGGUAAAAUCAAUUGAUGGAAAACAGACUAGCAAAAGUAAUGCGUACAGUGAUGUGAAAAUUGUAAAUUGUGGUGAUGAAAAAUAAAAAAAUCUAAAAGGCAAAAAAGACGUAAUGAAGAAAAACUGUGUUGAGUGAAGAAGUCCCAUUAGUUCUCGUCAUUCCGCAUCGGUUUCUCCAACGAUAAGACAAAAUAAAAAACAAACAGGACGAGAAUAAAAAAAUUUACAUUGGCGAUGCAACCGUUCUCGAGCGGUACGAUGUCGACGGAGAAUCCAACGAGUCUGCCAGCCGAUCACCAGGCAACGUCACCCGCCCCCAGAAACCUGACCUUCUCGAUAGCGAAGAUCAUGGAACCGGACAAAAAAUUAACGACCAGCGAAGCGCCCCACCCGCAGCCCCUGCCCCCCUCGUCGUCCGGCCUACCGUCGCUCAGUUCGUACUCGGCGCACUUGGAAUCCGCGUUUAAAAAAUACGUGCCGACCCUGAGGCACCAAAAUCUACUGCAGCAUUACCCCCUCCUCUAUUACCACCCCAGUCCGCUGCUGAGGGCGUUCCCAACGUCCUCCUCGUCCGGAGCGACGAGCGGCACUUCGCCGUCGACGGCGUCGAUCAGGAGCCAAACGCCACCGCCGGCGAUAUCGAUGAGCACCGACGGUUCGACGAGGAUAACGACGACGUCGUCGGCCUCCUCGUCGCCGGAGGACGUAAGGAAGAAACUGUCGUCGCCGGUGCAAGCGGGGCAACGCGACGGCGUCGGCGGUACCGGCGGCAAGCAGAAGACCUUCACGUGCCCGGAGUGCGGCAAGGUGUUCAACGCCCAUUACAAUCUGACGAGACACAUGCCGGUGCACACGGGGGCGCGACCUUUCGUCUGCAAGAUAUGCGGCAAGGGUUUUCGACAGGCGAGCACGCUGUGCCGGCACAAGAUAAUCCACACCGCGGAGAAACCCCACAAAUGUCAGACGUGCGGCAAGGCGUUCAACAGGAGUUCGACGUUGAACACCCACACGCGGAUACACGCCAACUACAAGCCGUUCAUAUGCGAAUUUUGCGGCAAGGGUUUUCACCAGAAGGGCAAUUACAAGAAUCACAAAUUGACGCACAGCGGUGAAAAGGCGUACAAAUGCACCAUAUGCAACAAAGCCUUUCACCAGAUCUACAAUUUGACCUUUCAUAUGCACACGCACAACGACAAGAAGCCGUUCUCCUGCAAGAUAUGCGGCAAGGGAUUCUGUCGAAACUUCGAUCUGAAGAAGCACAUGCGAAAAUUGCACGAGACCGGAUCGCCGGUGCUCAACGGCGCCGGGGGUUUGGGGGGUGUCGUCGGCGGGGGCGGCGGCGGAGUCGGCGGGGGUGCCGACGGAAUCGGCUCCGUACCGCCUCAGAAUCAACAGUCGACCUUUUCCCAAAUUCACCACGGUCCCGUCGGUCACAAUUACGUCAAUCCGUUUCUACUACCCCCACCCGGCACCACCACUUAUCAUUUGAACAAAAUGUUGUGACCCAAUCAAAACGCGUUCUGCGCGCGUAAAACCAACUGUCCACUGAUCAUCGGCGCGACAUCGUGCUAUCAUCAAAAUCACAUCGGACAAUUAGCCCAACUGUCGAAGUGACGACAUUUUAAUAACGAUAACAAUAACAAUAAUAACAACAACAACAACAAAAUCGACGCUCAUUCAUAUCACGAUACGCGAAUCUACAACGAAUAAUAAUCCAUGAUAUAUCGACCGAUUUAAAUGUCGCUGUAAUAUUUUCCAUUGGACGUUACGUUCGUUUGAUUUUCUCUCUUUUUUUUUUUCUCUCAUUUUUUCAAACACGAAAAUGAUUAUUGUUACUGUUGUUAUUGUCAUUAUCACGAUUGAAUUUACCAAAUAUUAUCGACCAAAGAUGUAUCUAUAUAUAUAUAUAUAAAUAAAUAAAUAAA